Entamoeba dispar SAW760 is the source of this 1779-nucleotide messenger RNA. RefSeq lists its product as uncharacterized. Bases 1 to 1779 code for a protein of 592 amino acids. NCBI's taxonomy places the organism in Eukaryota, Evosea, Mastigamoebida, Endamoebidae. The record is from RefSeq and is a predicted model, not a curated record. The transcript has a single exon.
AUGUUUAUGCUUUUGUUUAUUACAUUAACGCUUUCUAAAUCUUAUGAUUGUGGAACAGAUGUCGAUUGCACAAUGAAUGGCGUAACAUUAAUUGUAAGUGGAAGUGGGAAAAUGAACGAUCAAUUAUAUAUUUGUGAAAAGGAUGGGUUCGAAAAUAUAGAAGAGAUUAUAAUAGAAGAAGGAGUUACAUACAUUGGAGAGGAUUCAUUUUCAAACUGUAAAUUCUUAACAAAAAUUGCUAUUUCCACUUCAGUUACAUCCAUUGGUAAUUCUGCAUUUUAUUCAUGUACGUCAUUAUCAUCUAUUGACAUUAGCAACAACAUCAUUUCUAUUGGUGACUAUGCAUUUGAAUCCUGUACAUCUUUAACAAAAGUUAAUAUUGGAAAUAGUGUUUCAACAAUUGGUGAAUAUGCUUUUUAUAAUUGUGUGUCAUUAACAUCAAUAGAUGUGGACACAUCAAAUCCAUCAUAUUCAUCUCUUGAUGGAGUAUUAUACAAUAAAGACAAGACAUUAUUAAUUCAAUAUCCAAUUGGAAAUUCAAGAACAUCAUAUUCUAUCCCUCCUUCUGUUACAGCAAUUGCCAGUGAUGCAUUUGAUUUAUGUAAAACAUUAAUAACAAUUAAAAUUCCAGAUUCAGUCCCCUUUAUUGAUAUUUCUGCAUUUAACUAUUGUACGUCAUUAACAUCAAUAGAUGUGGACACAUCAAAUCCAUCAUAUUCAUCUCUUGAUGGAGUAUUAUAUAAUAAAGACAAGACAUUAUUAAUUCAAUAUCCAAUUGGAAAUUCAAGAACAUCAUAUUCUAUCCCUCCUUCUGUUACAGUAAUUAGUGAAAGUGCAUUUUCGCAUUGUACAUCAUUAACGUCAAUAAACAUUCCAGAUUCUGUUACUGAAAUUGAUGAUUUUGCAUUUUCACAUUGUACGUCAUUAACAACAAUAAGUAUUCCUAAUUCUGUUACAAUAAUUGGUGAUGGUGCAUUUUCACAUUGUAUGUCAUUAAAAGCAAUAAGUAUUCCUAAUUCUGUAGAAAAUAUUGGGGAUAAUACAUUUUAUUCAUGCACAUCAUUAACAUCAAUUAAUAUCCCUAGUUCUGUUAUAUUCAUUGGUAAAGCAGCAUUUUCUCAUUGUACAUCAUUAACAUCAAUCGAGAUUCCUGGUUCUGUAGCGAAAAUUAGUGAUAAUACAUUUUAUUCAUGCACAUCAUUAACAUCAAUUAAUAUGAGUGAUAAUAUUACAUCUAUUGGGAAUUCUGCAUUUUAUAAUUGUUCAUCAUUAACAUCAAUUACUAUCUCCGACUUUGUCACAUAUAUUGGAGAAAAAGCAUUUGGUGGUUGUCAAUCGUUAUCAUCAAUUGUUAUAGGCAAUUCUGUUGCAUCUAUUAGUGAGUAUAUGUUUUACGAUUGUACGUCAUUAACAGCAAUAAGUAUUCCUAAUUCUGUUACAUAUAUAGGUGAAGGUGCAUUUUCACAUUGUAUAUCAUUAACUUCGAUAAACAUUCCAGAUUCUGUUAUUGAAAUUGAUGAUUUUGCAUUUGAAUCAUGCAUAACAUUAACAUGUGUAUCAUAUAAAGGAACAAAAGAAAUAACAAAUAUAGGGAAAGAAAUAUUUGGAUUUUCAAGUAUAGAUUCAAUACAUGUACCAGACAAUUAUGAAAAGGACACAUUUGCAAAUUAUAAAAUAAUAAAAGAUAAUGAGAUAUGUGAUAAAGAUAACACAGAUGGAGCAGAACCAAAAAUGAUAACGACUAUAAUAGCUUGCUUAUUGGUUCUAAUUAUUUUCUAA